Messenger RNA from Arabidopsis arenosa, 1936 nucleotides. Lineage: Eukaryota; Viridiplantae; Streptophyta; Magnoliopsida; Brassicales; Brassicaceae. The record is from the annotation of a GenBank genome assembly.
UUCAUUAGUUUCACUAUCUAAAAUUUCUUUCAUUCUUCUUCGUCUUCGUGCUUUCUCUUCACUUUGAACGUGAGAAAAACAGAGAGAUUUUCUUCGAAAUCAACAAGAAGAUGGCUAUGCGAUCUUUACCUUCUUCCUCUUCUUCUUCAUCUUAUUCACUCGCUUCUACAAGUUUGAGUAAUAGACUGGAGACCAUCUUCAAGAAAGCUUCCGAGCUUUGCACUCUCUGUGAUAUCAAAGCCUGUGUCAUCUAUUACGGACCAGACGGAGAACUUAAGACAUGGCCUAAGGAGCGGGAGAAAGUGAGAGACAUUGCUCUUAGGCUUCGUUUUGUUGAGUCGCAGAAACACAAGGAGACAAAACCGGAUCAUCAGAGUUUAGCAUCUUCCUCUCUGAAUCAGCAGACCCAAUCUUUGAACCCUAGCCAGUUCUCGCUAUUUAUGUAUAACCAUGGAGAUAAUACUCUCUCUCAAAUCCCAGUCUCUGCAUCAAAUUUCAAUCAGGAUUUCUCAGCGUUACUUCAACAAUCUGAGUUUAAGAAUCAGUUAGUGAAGCAGGAGCUUUGUGGUUAUGAUCAGAACAUGUGUAUGAGUAACAUUACCAACAACAGUUUCCAACAUCCUUGCGUCUCAAACAAAGAACAUUACUCGGCGGUACAAGAAUCUGUAAAUAACUAUGAGUUGAAUCAGUUGAUGCAGAAGGAGCUUUAUGGUUGUGAUCAGAAGCUAAGUAACAUCAAUAGCAACAAUUUUCAACAUCCUUGCGUCUCAAACACACAACAUAACUCGGCGGUACAAGAAUCUUUGGAUAACUAUGGGUUGAAUCAGUUGAUGCAGCAUGAACUUUACGGUUUUGAUCAGAACUUGUGUACGAGUGAUAUUACCAACAGCAACGUUCCAAAUCCUAGCCUCUCAUAUGAGUUAGGUUCUGAUUUUCAUGACUCUUGUGGUAAUAUGGUAGGUAACACUAGCUUCUCUCAAGAUAUUUCCACCGACACAAACCACACCAUUUCGGAGCUCAACAAAUCUGCUUCGCUCAAUAUCAGGAGGUUCAGCUACAAAGAGAACAGUCGACCUGUCACCUUUCACAGCUUUCCAUAUAUACCUGCCCUGGAAGAGCUAAAACUAGUCAACUUAAAUAUCCAAAAACUGUCAGAUGGGAUUGGUCACUUGGAAUUCUUAGAAAAACUGGAUCUCAGCGGAAACGAUUUUGAGAACUUACCAGAAGUUAUGAAUAGACUUGCCCGGUUGAAAACUCUCUGUCUUCGAAACUGCAGCAAACUGAAGGAAUUGCCAGAGCUAACUCAGGUGCAGUCACUCACUCUUUCCAACUGUAGGAGCCUCAGAUCAUUGGUAAAACUCUCUGAUGCAAGUCAAGAUCCGGGCAUAUACUGUUUGCUUGAGCUUUGCCUUGACAACUGCAAAAAUGUGAAGUCAUUGUCAGAUCAGCUUAGUCACUUCACCAAGUUGACAUAUUUAGAUCUCAGCAGCCAUGACUUUAAGACACUAUCAUCAAGUAUCAGAGAUCUUACCUCAUUGGUAACUCUCUGCCUCAAUAACUGCAAGAAACUCAAAUCACUGGAAGAACUUCCACUGAGCCUCCAGUUUCUAGAUGCACAGGGUUGUGAUUCUCUUGAAGCUGAUGCUUUAGAACAUUUUAUAGAGAGACUAAACAAAGAGGUACCAGCACAGCCGUGUAGUGCUCGCUUCCAAGAAACGGAGAUGCCGAGUUACGAACGGGAUCACCAAGCCACAAAAAGUCGCCUACCAAAGUUCCUAUGCUGCUCACAUUUCUAGUCAUUCCUACAUGUCAUGCUUAUGAUUGUUUUCAGUAUUGAGUCAAGUGAAGUAACAGAUUAGAGAGAAUGAAGCAUUAGUAUCUGAUUGUUGUUGUUUAUCUAUACUCAGUAGCUGAGUAAUAGACUCAAACUUCAAUC